AGACGACUGUAACAUAGUACAUGCUGACUAAGCUACUAAUGAGAGCUUCUCAUGAGUAGACUUGCGUCAUCUUUUUUUUUUUUCUUUUUCUUCCCGCUUCUACCGCAUCUAACCAUUUGCCAACUUUGCAACGGAGGUCAAAUCAACAGCCGUCAAGGCUUAUGCAGCACUCUCACCUGUCUUCGGAUAGGACUUGGGUGGACCUUUUUCCUUCCAAAAUAUGUCCUUACCUCUAUCUGGCAUGAGUUCACAACCCUGCUGGAACACCUUUGCUGGUCUAGAGCGGGAGGUUUUUCCUGAUGCUUAUCUCUUCAAGUCACAGAACAGUUCAUGUACACGCAUACUGUUUACCUUAAAACAACUACUACUAAGCAUCUGAUUUACUCAUCUUUUUGUACC
Suillus plorans is the source of this 399-nucleotide messenger RNA. RefSeq lists its product as uncharacterized. Lineage: Eukaryota; Fungi; Basidiomycota; Agaricomycetes; Boletales; Suillaceae. The record is from RefSeq and is a predicted model, not a curated record. Bases 52 to 300 code for a protein of 82 amino acids. The transcript has 2 exons.